Molecule: messenger RNA, 3251 nt
Organism: Sorex fumeus (smoky shrew)
Lineage: Eukaryota; Metazoa; Chordata; Mammalia; Eulipotyphla; Soricidae
Gene: GPAM
Product: glycerol-3-phosphate acyltransferase, mitochondrial
Exons: 21
Coding region: 539-3028 (829 amino acids)
Biological process (GO): phospholipid biosynthetic process
Cellular component (GO): mitochondrial membrane; plasma membrane
Molecular function (GO): glycerol-3-phosphate O-acyltransferase activity
Source: RefSeq, a predicted model, not a curated record
UUCAACUGCGACCCGGUUCCAGCCACUUCCAAGGAGGAAGGUUUCUGAGGCGGGAACUUCACUCCGCAGUUAGAUAAUCCCCUCCGGGUACAGCCAAGAAGACACCACCCACAGCAUCAUUAAAUUAUAACAAGCCUUGAAACUCACUCCUAAAGCCGGGUCUGUUUGUCCUUGUGGUUUGUCGGCAGGAAGCCUGUGAUUGGCCGGCCCAGCUCAGCCUAGCAGGACUUAUCUCAGACUGAUUAUUUAUUAUUUGAUUAAAGAGGCUUCCUCCUCUGGUGGUGUUUCAAAACUGUGCUGGGAGAAUUGGCUGCUGCCAAGGUCCUUUUGCUGGGGUCACUCUCGAGCACCCAGUCUCUAAGCCCGGGUCCUGCCAACAGUCUCAAGAAGAAGUCGGGACUCACAUUUUUCUUCCCCCAGACGUUGUCCAGACUGCCUUCUCCAGAGCUCUUCUGUGUUGCUUUAUCAACUUGGAAAUCACUUCUCAAACAUCAGAGUCAAGGAUACAGCACAUGAUUUGGAAAUUGCACUUUAUGACAUGGAUGAAUCUUCACUGACUCUUGGCACCAUAGAUGUUUCUUAUCUGCCAAAUUCAUCUGAAUACAGUGUUGGUCGAUGUAAGCACACCAGUGAAGAAUGGGGUGAGUGUGGAUUCCGCCCCACGGUGUUCAGAUCUGCAACCUUAAAAUGGAAAGAAAGCCUAAUGAGCCGGAAAAGACCAUUUGUGGGAAGGUGUUGUUACUCCUGCACGCCUCAGAGCUGGGAUAAAUUUUUCAACCCCAGUAUCCCAUCUUUGGGUUUGCGGAAUGUUAUUUAUAUCAAUGAAACUCACACAAGGCACCGAGGCUGGCUCGCAAGGCGUCUCUCCUACGUGCUUUUUGUUCAGGAGCGAGAUGUUCACAAAGGCAUGUUUGCCACCAACGUGGCUGAAAAUGUGCUGAGCAGCAGUAGAGUGCAAGAGGCAAUCGCAGAAGUGGCUGCUGAGUUAAAUCCUGAUGGGUCCGCCCAGCAGCAGUCAAAAGCCAUCAGCAAAGUGAACAAGAAAGCCAAAAGGAUCCUUCAGGAAAUGGUCGCCACGGUCUCACCGGCAAUGAUCAGACUGACCGGGUGGGUGCUGCUCAAACUCUUCAACAGCUUCUUUUGGAACAUUCAGAUUCAUAAGGGCCAGUUGGAGAUGGUGAAAGCUGCGACUGAGACAAAUUUGCCGCUUAUAUUUCUACCAGUUCAUAGAUCACAUAUUGACUAUCUGCUGCUCACUUUCAUUCUCUUCUGCCAUAACAUCAAAGCGCCUUAUAUUGCUUCAGGCAAUAAUCUCAACAUCCCCAUCUUCAGUACGUUGAUCCACAAGCUUGGGGGCUUUUUCAUACGACGGAGGCUAGAUGAAACGCCAGAUGGACGGAAAGAUAUUCUCUACAGAGCUUUGCUCCACGGGCAUGUAGUUGAACUCCUUCGACAACAACAGUUCUUGGAGAUUUUCCUGGAGGGGACACGCUCUAGGAGUGGGAAAACGUCCUGUGCUCGAGCAGGCCUUUUGUCAGUAGUGGUGGAUACUCUGUCUGCCAACACCAUCCCAGACAUCCUGGUAAUACCUGUUGGAAUCGCCUAUGAUCGUAUUAUUGAAGGCCACUACAAUGGCGAACAGCUGGGAAAACCUAAGAAGAACGAGAGUCUUUGGAGUGUGGCCAGAGGCGUUAUUCGGAUGCUUCGGAAGAACUACGGGUGUGUCCGGGUGGACUUUGCACAGCCGUUUUCCCUGAAGGAAUAUUUAGAAAGCCAGAGUCAGAAGCCAGCAUCUGCACCCGUCUCCCUGGAACAGGCGCUGUUGCCAGCAAUCCUUCCUUCCAGGCCCAAUGAUGCCGCUGAAGAAGGCGCAGAUGCAUCAGCCAUCAACGAGUCGAGAAAUGCAGCCGACGAGUCAUUCCGCAGGAGACUGAUCGCCAAUCUGGCCGAGCACAUCCUCUUCACUGCUAGCAAAUCCUGUGCCAUCAUGUCAACACACAUCGUGGCCUGCCUGCUCCUCUACAGACACAGGCAGGGCAUUGAUCUCUCCACACUGGUGGAGGACUUCUUUGUGAUGAAGGAAGAAGUCCUGGCUCGUGAUUUUGACCUGGGGUUCUCUGGAAAUUCAGAAGAUGUGGUCAUGCACGCCAUCCAGCUGCUGGGAAACUGUGUCACCAUCACCCACACCAGCAGGAAUGAUGAGUUUUUUAUUACUCCCAGCACCACGGUCCCAUCAGUCUUUGAACUCAACUUCUACAGCAAUGGCGUCCUACACGUCUUUAUCAUGGAGGCCAUCAUAGCCUGCAGCCUUUACGCAGUUCUGAACAAGAGGGGCUCGGGGGGACCUUCAGGUGCAUCCCCUAACUUGGUCAGCCAGGAGCAGCUGGUGCGGAAAGCUGCCAGCCUCUGCUACCUGCUCUCGAAUGAAGGCACCAUAUCACUCCCCUGCCAGACGUUUUACCAGGUUUGCCAUGAAACAGUCGGAAGGUUUAUCCAGUAUGGCAUUCUCACGGUGGCAGAGCAAGAUGACCAGGAGGACAUGAGCCCCGGCCUCGCCGAGCAGCACUGGGGGAAGAAGCUCCCUGCGCCUCCGUCUUGGCGGAGCGACGAGGAGGACGAGGACAGCGACUUCGGCGAGGAGCAGCGGGACUGCUACCUGAAGGUGAGCCAGUCCAAGGAGCACCAGCAGUUCAUCGGCUUCCUGCAGAGGCUCCUGGGCCCGCUGCUGGAGGCCUACAGCUCCGCGGCCAUCUUCAUCCACAACUUCAGCGGCCCCGUGGCCGAGCCCGAGUACCUGCAGAAGCUCCACCGGUACCUCAUCACCAGGACGGAGAGGAGCAUUGCUGUGUAUGCUGAGAGUGCCACCUAUUGCCUCGUGAAGAAUGCCGUGAAAAUGUUCAAGGACAUCGGGGUUUUCAAAGAGACCAAACAGAAGCGAGUGUCUGUUCUAGAACUCAGCAGCACUUUCCUACCUCAGUGCAACCGGCAGAAACUCCUGGAGUACAUCCUCAGCUUCGUGGUGCUGUAGGCCACGCUGGCCCCCACCCCCCCGCGCCUGGCACGUUCCCGGCCGGGACGGGACCCGCCCCUUGUGGGCUCUGGCUGGCCUCAAGCCGGAGAGUGGAAGGUGUGGCGUGUGGUCCGGCCUGCCCCGCUCUGGGGGGACCUCCUGGGAGACAAGUGCCUUCGCCCAGCCCUCGUCCGUGCAUCUGUGCACACCCCCACGCUGAGGUGACAAAGGAUCCCGCAGG